Messenger RNA from Rhea pennata, 3867 nucleotides. Its product is annotated as 6-phosphofructo-2-kinase/fructose-2,6-bisphosphatase 4. Lineage: Eukaryota; Metazoa; Chordata; Aves; Rheiformes; Rheidae. Gene Ontology annotation, molecular function: fructose-2,6-bisphosphate 2-phosphatase activity; ATP binding; 6-phosphofructo-2-kinase activity. The transcript is spliced from 17 exons. Gene Ontology annotation, biological process: fructose 2,6-bisphosphate metabolic process; fructose metabolic process. The record is from RefSeq and is a predicted model, not a curated record. Gene Ontology annotation, cellular component: cytosol. Bases 23 to 1432 code for a protein of 469 amino acids.
GGGAGCCGGGCCGGCGGCGAGGAUGGCGGCGGCGCGGGAGCUCACGCAGAACCCGCUGCAGAAGACGUGGGAGCCCUACGACAACGGGCUGCCGGCGGGGCACAGCGCCCAGCGCGGCGUUUGCAUGACCAACUGCCCUACGCUGAUCGUCAUGGUGGGGCUCCCGGCGAGAGGGAAAACCUACAUCUCCAAGAAGCUGACGCGCUACCUGAACUGGAUCGGCGUGCCUACAAAAGAGUUCAACGUCGGGCAGUACCGCCGCGACCUGGUGAAGAAGUACAGAUCUUUCGAGUUCUUCCUGCCCGACAACGAGGAAGGCCUGAAAAUCAGGAGGCAGUGCGCCCUGACGGCGCUGACCGACGUCCGGCGCUACCUCAGCGAGGAGAACGGGCACGUGGCCGUCUUUGAUGCCACAAACACAACUCGAGAACGCAGAGAAACUAUUUACAAAUUUGGCGAAGAGAAUGGAUAUAAGACUUUUUUUGUUGAGUCAGUGUGCGUAGAUCCAGAGGUCAUAGCUGCAAACAUUGUGCAAGUGAAACUGGGUAGUCCAGACUAUGUUGAUUGUAGUAAUGAUGAAGCAACGGAAGAUUUCAUGAAGAGAAUAGAGUGCUACAAGAAUACAUAUGAGACUCUGGACGAAACUCUUGACAAGGACCUUUCUUAUAUUAAAAUUAUGGAUGUUGGAAGGAGUUACCUUGUGAACAGAGUCAUGGAUCACAUCCAGAGCCGGAUCGUCUACUACCUCAUGAAUAUCCACGUGACUCCUCGGUCAAUCUACCUCUGUCGGCACGGGGAAAGCGAGCUCAACCUGAAAGGGAGAAUAGGAGGAGAUUCUGGGCUGUCCGUCAGGGGGAAAGAAUUUGCCAGAAGCUUGGCACAGUUUAUUAAUGAGCAAAAUAUCAAAGAUCUGAAGGUUUGGACCAGUCAGAUGAAAAGGACAAUUCAGACCGCUGAAGCCUUGGGAGUGCCUUAUGAGCAGUGGAAGGUUUUGAACGAGAUAGAUGCAGGAGUGUGUGAGGAAAUGACCUAUGAAGAAAUACAGGAAAAUUACCCACUCGAGUUUGCACUCAGAGACCAAGACAAAUACCGAUACAGAUACCCUAAGGGAGAGUCCUAUGAAGAUCUUGUCCAGAGGCUGGAGCCGGUCAUUAUGGAGCUCGAAAGGCAGGAAAACGUGCUUGUCAUAUGUCACCAGGCUGUCAUGCGCUGCCUGCUCGCCUAUUUUCUCGACAAGCCUGCAGAGCAACUGCCUUACCUCAAGUGCCCGCUGCAUACUGUCUUAAAGCUAACCCCAGUGGCUUACGGAUGUAAAGUGGAAUCAAUAUUCCUGAAUGUGGAAGCUGUAAACACACACAGAGAUAAACCUGAGAACGUAGGUGUGGAUCGGUCCCGGGAAGAGGCGCUGCGGACGGUGCCCACCCACCUAUAGCUGCGGCUCGCGGCGGCCCUUCCCCGUCGCCGGGGCCGUGGGGCAUAGCUCAGGGCCGCGGGGACGGAGAAGGCGGCAGCCGAAGUCGACCGAGCCGGGAGCAAGGCGCCUUCUCCCCAUCCACUUUUAAGACAUUUUGAAUGUGGCUCUGCUUCUUCGGAGAAAACCGGACGACUCCCGGGGCCGAAAGGUAUCAGCGAGGACUGUUUCUGGGAAGCAGAGUAGAGUUGGUUUUAAAUUUUCCUAUGUAACUUUGUGCAGUGUUGGUGGUUUUUAGUGUGUGUCUGUGGAUGCUGCAAGCCAGUUAAUUACCCGUCUCAAUUUUACUGUCACGUUUUAACUAGAUUUUACUUUUUUUAAGUGUUUUUCUAAGAGUCCUUUUAUUUUUACUGUGAAUGAUUGCCUUUCAUUAGACGGAGGGGGUUUUUGGUGGCAUAUUUAAUACAUGUGAAAUCUUGCAUUUUGGCCACUGGAGGCUCCGUGUGGUAGGACCUGCUUCAGGUCGGCAAGCCGCUCAGCUGCGCCUCCUUGAGCUCGGGUUUGCCACCAAAAACCUAACUUUUUCAGCAAGGGGGAGAGGAAGGAGUCAAGCAAGGUUUAGCGGCGUGCAAGCCUUUUACCAACUUGUGCAAGAAAAAAGCUGGGAUGAAUUCUGAAAUUAUUAUUAUUAUUUAUGAUGUGGCACAUCUACCUUUGCCAUUUGGUUUUGAGUAGCCUCGGAGCAGCUCCAAUGCUAAAAAUGGAAUCUGCUGUCUGUUAAGGCCAAGAACUGCACUAAAUCAGUGCAUGUUGCGCCUGUGCAUUACAACCGCACAAGCUCGCAACUCAGUCACUGGCUUUUAGUUCCUGAAAUGAGAACGACCAUGGGAAUGUGCUUUCUUCUUCUUCUUCUUCUUCUUUUUUUUUUUUAAUGACUUUUCAGUUAAUUGACCUUUUGCCACGCAUGCUGUUAUUGCUCAAGUCCCGCGCGAUAAGCCAGGCCCAUCUGACGUUGUAUUGCCGGGCAAGGGCUUAAACGCAUUUUGUUUGUGCAGGGUUUAUAAAAUAACGUGCUGCUGUUGUGAUUUGUUUUCAUAAGCUAAUUCCAGCAAUAUAUUCCGCUCCGGAAGGAAGCCAUAGAGCCAGGGCCCGCCUCAGGAAAGGAAAGCAGUGGGGUGCUGAGCGACCAGAGGCAGUGCUUCAGGCUGUGCUGCCUGAGGCUUUUUGUACAUGAUCCAUGCAUUCAUUCAGUAACGUGCUUUUAAUAUCUUUCUUAAUUUAGCUGUGAUCGUAGUUGCUGUCUAAGAAGAGGGACCACACAGUGCUGCUCGGAGCAGUUAGUUAAUUUAUUGACGAUGUCCCCUUGCUUUACCUCUCCAGACUUCUUAGAGGUGCUCUAAAAUUCUUUAAGGCUACGUGUUUUAUGUGUAGUAGGGAUUUUUAUAGACGGCUUUUGAAUAUACUAAAGUGAAUGUUUUACAAAGUGGAUGUUCAGUUAAAAAAAAAAAGAUUGUAUACAAGUGUAAAUAAACUGUUGAUAAUUGAAGAGGGAAAAAUAGGAAGUUGCCUGUGCUACUUUAGGAACUUAACUAAGUCGCUGACUGCAUCUGAUCCUGUCUAGCUGGUGAGAGCAAAUGUCAGCGGACCGAGAAUGUAAAUUUGAAGUGAGCGGUCAGGUCUCCCUGGUGCAUAGCUACCUUUCUGCAAACACACCGUAAAAAUUGCAUAUUGCCUUCAUGGUACUAUGCAAUUCUGCUGCAUCCGUCCUCCCACGCUGUCCCUGACCGCCCACGUGAAGUGACCUGGCCUUGACAGGGGAGGCAGAAGCCUAUUCCUGGCCGUGAAUGUUUUAACCAUUUUAUAUUUUACUGUAUUUUGACUGUUAAGGCACUUGCUAGCUCAGAUGCAGUCUUCUCAUGGGAUUAAAUUCUUUUUCCAUACCUAGCAGGCGUUCAUCUUAAUCUUUUAGACAAAUGUCAUGCUGUGACCUUUUGAUGCAAGUAAUAAAGCUGGAGUGCUGGAACGUGCGCGUGGGUCCGUGCCUCUUUCCUCGUUCGCUUGCAGCAGUGGCCGCGCGGGUGGCCCUCGGGCACAGCGAUUUAGCAGGCGAAGUCCCCAUGGCUGGAGCCAGCUGCAGCCCGGGUGCCCACCGGCAGAGCCAGGCGGCUGGCGGCCAGCGCUGCCCACUGCCUCCUGUAUGAUUUUGUAGACAAAAAUGGUGAUGUGAGUGCUGAAUAACUACCUGCUCCAUCCAAAAUUGCCACCUCUGUUCUCAUGGAUCUGGUCUACUCCAUGGUUAUAUGACACUCUGCAGCAAGCUUCAUGGAGAAAGGACAGUUAAACACAGUGGUCCCAGGGCAGCAAAGGAGGCAAGCAGUCCUAACGCUCUGCAUGACGACUGGACUGAGGGUUUCCUUCCUUCUGCCCCGCUUUAAAGUCCGGCUCAAGCAGAGGCU